Molecule: messenger RNA, 345 nt
Organism: Drosophila miranda
Lineage: Eukaryota; Metazoa; Arthropoda; Insecta; Diptera; Drosophilidae
Product: fibrinogen-like protein 1
Exons: 1
Coding region: 1-345 (114 amino acids)
Source: RefSeq, a predicted model, not a curated record
AUGGACUGUCAUCCACAGACGAGUGGAUCCAACGAGAACUUUAAUCGGAGCUGGACAGACUACAAAAUGGGUUUCGGAAACCUACGGGAGAACUUCUUUCUGGGACUGGAAAAAAUCCAUCUAAUGACCCUGCUCCAGCCUCACGAGUUGUAUAUCCAACUCCAAGAUGUCAAUGGAGAAACCAGCUAUGCUCGCUACGACGAUUUCAGAAUAGGGAGCGAAGAGGAAGCCUACGAACUGAAAUCGGUAGGAGAAUAUUCAGGAAUAGCCGGAGAUUCACUAACUAAAGAUCACCUAAACAUGAAAUUUUCCACUUUCGACCGGGAUAACGACACUGAUGUUUGA